Messenger RNA from Monopterus albus (swamp eel), 996 nucleotides. RefSeq lists its product as uncharacterized. NCBI's taxonomy places the organism in Eukaryota, Metazoa, Chordata, Actinopteri, Synbranchiformes, Synbranchidae. The record is from RefSeq and is a predicted model, not a curated record. The transcript is spliced from 5 exons. The coding region runs from base 1 to 639 and encodes 212 amino acids.
AUGAAACUGGAGCUUUGCCUCAAACCGAAACUGCGCUAUGCUGACCACUGGGCCUCCAUAAUGAUGGGAUUCCUGGGAAGUGUUACAGUAGAGGAGCUGCAAAACAACAGGUACACAUAUUAUUACAUAGGUACUGGUCUGAUCAUGGCCUCGAAACUGAGCGUGAUGCUGCUUUUACUGGCUGUUGCCAUGGCAAUGGUGCAGGCCCAGAGGCGGAGGCCGACGUUAACAACCACUGAUGAAUGGAACUACAGGGAUGGCUCUGAGAGGGUGAACAUGCGCGGUGUGUCCAACCUGACUCAGGUUCUGGACAACUGGAGGUUCGACAUCCUGAACCAGAUGAGAGGAUUCCUACAGAAUGAUCACCAGUCUCUGCUGCCCGACUAUGCCAGGAUCCAGCCGCUGUCUGAGGCUUUAGAUGACCUCUACAAGGAGUUCAAUGCCCUGAAAUCUCACCUGGGUGACCUGACAGAGAAGUUCACCGCCAUAGAAACUUUCAUUGAUGAGGUCAAGGCUGGCCGUGCCAACAACCCCAACGCUCCUCACCAGGUUCCGGCUCCUGCUCCAGCCCCAGCCUCCAUCCCCAGACAGACAAGGAGGGUGGUUAAAAAGAAGAUCCAACCUCCAACUGGCCAAUGAAAUAUUUCUUCUGUUCUGGUGUUGGCUCCUCUUCAGGCUGUUCUUUGUCUCUGCUUGUUGUAUCUGUCAGUGCUUGAACUCAGAAGCUAGCUCUUCUGUAAAUUCAUUAUUAUCAUGUUACAUAACAUUUUGACUUGUAAAGAACCACAUAGUAAUGUUAGCCUUUCAGGGUUGUUUCAGGGAGAGUCAAACACCUCCACUCUCACUUGUUCUCACAGGAAUUAGUAAACUGUACUAACUGGGAAAUCUUGAAAUUCCAAAUCUGUCAUCAACUGGUUUCAUCUGGUGCCAUCUCUUGUUUGGCAUAUGUGGACUAAACGCCUCUUUCAGACUUAAUCCAGUGAGAUCAUGAGCUCA